GUAUUUUAGUUGGUGUCUCUAGAGAGGAAUCCUCAGAAAUUCUGUGUAGAAUCCCAUUAGGAAGCUAGAACCUCUAAAAGAACCCAAGGUUAGGGUUUAAGGAGGACAUGCUGGCCUCCUAACUUACAUAUCAUGCAUAGUCAUAGAUUCAUCUUUUCUUUCUAAAAACGCAGAAUUUUGACCAUGUGUUUUGAACACACAUCGAGUCGUGUUUAAAGGCUCGGAGGUUGAGGUUAUACUCGUCCUCUGAUCGGGAGGUGUGUAAGGAACAUGGUGAGGUGAAACAGGAGCAUGUAGAGGAAAUAACCUGACCAGCUCUGGUUAAUGUACCACUAACACACGGAGGGAGAGAUGCACUCGUCCAGCCUGCUCUAUUAAUUCAACACAAUAGAAAUUUCUCUUCAGGUCAAGACACAAAGAGAUGAGCAUGCAGCCGAGAUGAAAUUUCUUUCCCACUGAUUUUUCUUUUUCUCCAAACUGAUUUGGUUUACUUUUUGUCUGUUCACCCUUGAUGGAUGUUGGUGUGGGGAAUUGACCGACCGGGGCUUUGCAGCGGAAUAGCUCGGCCCUGCUGCUGCAUAUUUCCAGGGUUAAUUAGCGUGAUGUCGGAGCGUUAUUGCACCACAGUUAGAUGAAGGAAGGCUGCUGUGACCCACGGCAUCGCGCUCGACACCCGCAGUCAGGAGCAUCCCUCAGCUCACAGACUGCAUCAGAGAUGAAGAUGAGACUGACGGAGGACAGGACAAAGAGAUCCAUCGCUCCUCAGAUAGACCCCUGGUGAAAGAACAAAAGAAAAAACCCUGAACUUCAGAAUUUUUUGGUACAGAAUAUUUUUUAUUGUUUCUGCCAAGCAUUUUUUCCCUUUUUUGCCAUAGCAUGUUAUUGUUUUUGAUCCCAACAACAAUUUUGUCUUGUACCUUACUAGAUCACAUUUCUAGGUUUUCCUCAGUUUUCCUGAAUUCAUUCAGAGACCAAAAAGCUUCCUAUUUAUUUGCCAGUUAGUUUUUAUUCAAAGUUUGGCUCCUUGUGAGUCCUGGGAAUCGAUCUGCUGCUCUCCUCGUCUAUGGCCAAGAAAUUUUCAAAACUCUGAGACUAUGAGGCUGUAUUUCGAGGUCUCUGUGCACUACUUGGUGCUGUUGGCUUUGAACUGUGGAGUUUUAUCAUACGGUCCUCGUCAGAGAGCUCAGAAGACCGGGGACAUUCUGCUGGGGGGUUUGUUCCCCAUACACUUCAGAGUUGCUUCCAACGACCAGGACUUGGCUGCUAAACCAGAAUCGACCGAGUGUGUGAGGUAUAACUUCCGUGGGUUUCGUUGGCUCCAGGCCAUGAUUUUUGCCAUUGAGGAAAUCAACAACAGUUCUAGUCUUUUACCCAACAUCACUCUGGGGUACAGUAUAUUCGACACCUGUAACACCGUCUCCAAAGCCCUGGAGGCUUCACUGAGCUUCGUGGCUCAGAAUAAGAUUGACUCGCUGAACUUGGAUGGGUUUUGUAACUGCACCGGGAACAUCCCGUCAACCAUCGCCGUGGUCGGGGCGUCAGGAUCGGCAGUGUCUACGGCCGUGGCCGAUCUCGUCGGUCUCUUCUACAUCCCACAGAUCAGCUAUGCUUCUUCAAGUCGUCUUCUGAGCAACAAGAACCAGUACAAGUCCUUCAUGAGGACGAUUCCCACUGAUGAGUACCAGGCCAUUGCCAUGGCGGCUAUCAUCGAUCACUUCCAGUGGAACUGGGUCAUCGCCAUCGCCUCGGAUGACGAAUAUGGCCGUCCCGGGAUAGAGAAAUUCGAGAACGAGAUGUUCAAGAGGGACAUCUGCAUCAACCUCAAUGUGCUGAUCUCUCAGUACCUGGAAGAAGCCGAGAUAAUCCGCAUUGUGGACCAGAUCCAGAACUCCACCGCUAAAGUCAUCGUCGUGUUUGCUAGCGGGCCUGACGUUGAGCCGCUGGUUAAGGAAAUGGUCAGACGUAACAUCACGGACCGUGUGUGGUUAGCGAGCGAAGCAUGGGCUCUGUCCAGCCUCGUGGCCAAACCCGAGUACCUGGACGUCAUGGGUGGGACGAUCGGCUUCGCACUCCAAGCGGGUCAGAUCCCCGGAUUCAAGGAAUUCCUGCAGCAGGUCCAUCCGAAAAAAUCCCUGCAUAAUGAGUUUGUGCGAGAGUUUUGGGAAGAGACCUUUAACUGUUACCUAGUGGACAGCGUGAGGAAGGAGGACAGCGAGAACAGCAGCGCAGGCUUCAGGCCGCUCUGCACGGGCGAGGAGGACAUCACGAGUGUCGAGACACCAUACCUGGACUACACUCACCUGAGAAUCUCCUAUAACGUCUACGUGGCAGUUUACGCCAUAGCCGAGGCGCUGCAGGACAUUCUCACCUGUACGCCCGGGAGAGGACUCUUCGCUAACGGAUCCUGUGCUGAUAUUCGCAAAGUGGAGGCGUGGCAGGUCUUGAAGCAGUUGAGGCAUCUGAAGUUCCAGAACAGCAUGGGUGAGAGGGUAUGCUUCGAUGAGAGCAGUGAACUUUCUGCCAACUACACCAUCAUGAACUGGCACCGCUCACCUGCGGACGGCUCAGUGGUGUUCAGGGAGGUCGGGUACUACAGUGUUAGCGGCAAAAAGGGAGCCAAACUCUCCAUAGACAAAACUAAAAUACUGUGGAAUGGAUAUUUGACCGAGGUGCCCUUUUCGAACUGCAGUGAGGAGUGUGAGCCUGGCACCAGGAAGGGCAUCAUCGAGGGCAAACCCACGUGCUGCUUUGAGUGUACCGAGUGCUCUGAUGGAGAAUACAGCGAACAUAAAGAUGCCAGUGUUUGUACCAAAUGUCCCAACAAUUCCUGGUCCAAUGGGAACCACACUUCCUGUUUCCUGAAGGAGAUCGAGUUUCUGGCGUGGUCCGAGCCAUUCGGCAUCGCUCUGUCCCUGCUGGCCGUGCUUGGCGUUCUCCUGACGUCCUUCGUGAUGGGUGUGUUUGUGCGAUUCCGGAACACGCCCAUAGUCAAGGCUUCGAACCGGGAGCUCUCUUACCUGCUGCUGUUCUCGUUAAUCUGCUGUUUCUCCAGCUCGCUGGUCUUCAUCGGCGAGCCACAGGACUGGACGUGUCGCCUGCGUCAGCCCGCGUUCGGCAUCAGCUUUGUCUUGUGCAUCUCCUGCAUCCUGGUGAAGACCAACCGGGUUCUUCUGGUGUUCGAAGCCAAGAUUCCCACCAGCCUCCAUCGUAAGUGGUGGGGUCUGAACCUGCAGUUUCUGUUGGUCUUCCUGUUCACCUUCGUGCAGGUGAUGAUCUGCGUGGUGUGGCUGUACAAUGCUCCACCAGCGAGUUUCAGAAACUACGACAUUGACGAGAUCAUCUUCAUAACCUGCAACGAAGGCUCCAAUAUGGCUCUGGGCUUCCUGUUCGGCUACACCUGCCUCCUGGCAGCCGUCUGCUUCUUCUUCGCCUUCAAGUCUCGGAAGCUUCCAGAGAACUUCACGGAGGCCAAGUUCAUCACCUUCAGCAUGCUAAUCUUCUUCAUCGUCUGGAUCUCCUUCGUCCCCGCCUACUUCAGCACCUAUGGGAAGUACGUCUCUGCUGUGGAAAUCAUCGCCAUCCUGGCAUCCAGCUUCAGCCUGCUGGCAUGCAUCUUCUUCAAUAAGGUCUACAUCAUCCUGUUCAAGCCCUCCAGGAACACCAUCGAGGAAGUUCGCUCCUGCACGGCGGCUCACGCUUUUAAAGCAGCUGCCAAAGCCACGCUGAGGCAAAGCUCCGCCUUCAGGAAGAGGUCCAGCAGCGUGGGUGGGUCCUCCGCCUCCUCGCCAUCCUCGUCCAUCUGCAUUAAGACCAACGAGAACGAAGCAGCCACUCCCACUGGGCAGAGGCGGAGCCAGAGGCCCAGGGUGAGCUUCGAGAGUGGCACGAUGAGUCUGUCACUCACUUUUGAGGAGGCUAGAAAAAACGAAACUUCAAAAUCACCAAACAUCAAUUCGUGAAGAACUGAUUACACUCAGUAGCUGUUUUAUCAAUUCCCACUGCAGAUCACUUAGUAAGUCUACAUUUAGCAACUACAGCUCAUCUGUUGCGCUGUACAAAAAGUAUUGGCACCCCAUCUACAUACUGAACAGACAGUGUUUGGGUGAGAGUUUAUUCCCUGUUCCUUGGGAAUUUCUGAGUUACAUGAAGCUUAAAACUGAGAACUCAGAGUGAUCCUGGAAUCAUUCACUUUACAAUUAAUGUCCAGCGAAAGCUAAUGCUUAUAGUUGUGUCUCGUAUCUGCAUGCAAUACUGGUAUCUGCAUUGUGUGUUGUUUCCAGCUCAAGAAAAUUGUGUUUAAACAUGUGUGUGUGUAACAAUUUCUAUAAAUCCUGUAGUUAAAAAUUCUAUUUUUCAUUAUUUUAUGGUUAUCAUUUGAUAAUGAUAAUGCAAUGCAAUAUAUACAAUCCAAAUAUAAAUGUCAAUAAAACAUGUCAAAAGCAAAUAAAUCAAUCAAUAUAUAAAACUAGAUUUAGUUGAUCUUUUAUUUAACCCUUGUAUUUACCUCCCAUUUAUUAUACACUUAUUCUCUCCGCGUGCCAAACUGACCUG
Hemibagrus wyckioides is the source of this 4551-nucleotide messenger RNA. It is a transcript of the gene casr, whose product is annotated as calcium-sensing receptor. The transcript has 8 exons. Gene Ontology annotation, biological process: regulation of calcium ion transport; intracellular calcium ion homeostasis; G protein-coupled receptor signaling pathway. The record is from RefSeq and is a predicted model, not a curated record. Gene Ontology annotation, cellular component: membrane. NCBI's taxonomy places the organism in Eukaryota, Metazoa, Chordata, Actinopteri, Siluriformes, Bagridae. Gene Ontology annotation, molecular function: G protein-coupled receptor activity; calcium ion binding. Bases 1095 to 3959 code for a protein of 954 amino acids.